CCUCCUCAUCCGCUUCGAGAUGAAAAAACAAAAAUCGAAGCGCAGUAAAUCUCGCGAUCGACUCAGUGAGUUGCCCGACUCGUUAAUCUUCUUCAUCUUUGAGUUGUUGCCGAUGAAUGACGUUGUUAAGACAACAAUCCUCUCCAAGCGUUGGAAAGAUCUCUGGAAAACCGUCCCCUUCCUUAAUUUCACGGAUUCUUCGUUCCGAUACGACCCAAAUAUUUCGAGUGCCCGAAACUUUGUUAAUCGGGCACUAAUACUGUGGGAAGGGAUCAAGAUGCUGAAAUUCACGAUUGAUUUCAGAUCACGAUAUGGCCAUUACAAAAGUUUACUUACUGAUGAUUUGAAUGUGUGGGUGCGUUGGGCAAAACAGAAAGAAGUCGAAGAGAUACACUUACGCAUUAAGGAUGAUUAUGAACCGUACCAGUUGUCGGAGUGUCUCUACUCGUGUUCAUCGCUCAAAGUGUUAGUGUUGUCGCUCAAUGAAAUUAGCCUUUGGAGUAUUCCUGGGAAUAUCAAGUGGGAUAGUCUCAAGAGUUUAACGAUUGAUUCGCUUUACUUUGAUUUCAAUCCGGAAUUUAUCAUCCAAGCUUUGCGUGGAAGCCCUAACUUGGAAGUAUUUAACUUGACUCUGCACGAACUAGAAAGCCAAGUAGGAAGCGUGUUUAUCCAAUCCAGUAGUUUGAAGAAGCUCUCGAUUCGCAAGCCUCGUUAUGAAACAGAUAAAGAGCUGAAAAUUGUGACUCCGAAUCUUGAAACGUUGGAAAUUUCAGGGUCUCCGUACAGAAGAUGUGUGUUGAGUGACUCCUCGUCUUUGACCGAUGUAACUCUUAGAUUUCAGGAAGACAAGAGCUGGUAUGACAGCAUCGAACAUGAGAAUUUAUCUGCUGCUUCGUGCGAACACGAUUGUGGGAAAACGUUGAAUCAAAUUCUUCCAACCAUCCGACAUGUUGAAAGACUGAAAUUAUCGUCUUGGUGCAUCCAGGUGCUACAGCGCACGAACAAGCAACAUUUGCUUUCACGCCCAUAUUUUAAAGUUAGAAAUCGUCUGAAAUUUGCGGGCCGGCGAGUAUGGUGUUUCGACAAGUAAAAGCAAUCAUGCCAUCCAUCGCAUUCUUAAUAAUUAAAAGUAGAGAAUCUUCCUAGACUGCACUUGCUUCAUUUGGGUUAAUUUGUUGAAAAAAAAUUGCAAUGACAAGUAAUUUUGUGCGGUUUCCCUCAGUUGGAAGUGUUUUAUCUUGUUUUUGGAGAAGAAUCCAAUCUAGUAGUUUGAAAGUGUAUUGAAAGUAUUUGUAUGAAUCUAUGAUGAUGAUGAUGAUUUUGU
Molecule: messenger RNA, 1324 nt
Organism: Salvia miltiorrhiza (redroot sage)
Lineage: Eukaryota; Viridiplantae; Streptophyta; Magnoliopsida; Lamiales; Lamiaceae
Product: F-box/FBD/LRR-repeat protein At5g56420-like
Exons: 2
Coding region: 20-1090 (356 amino acids)
Molecular function (GO): protein binding
Source: RefSeq, a predicted model, not a curated record